CCGCCGGAGGCGAGGUUGGCAGAGCGAAGGGAGGCCUCAGGACCGGUGCGCCUGCGCAGUGCGCUCUCAGUCCCUCAGAGGCGGUAGGUUGGCCUGGCUUGGGCCUGCGCUCGUCUCGCGUUCGGCGGCGGCAGAAGAAGAAGAAGAGGAGGAGGCGGCGGCGGCCCGAUGGCCGAGAGCACGCGCCAGGCAGUUUUCUAACAGAACACAAGGAGCGUCAAUCGCUAUGCAGAGUUCAGAUCUUCAGGACACGAAUAGCGACUUGAAAAGCGAAAACAUGGGCAAGGACAGCGAGGCCAAGAGUGAGCAGCCGGCUGACUUCAGUACAGAGAUCAUGAGUGUCACGGAGAUGGAGCAGUCCCCUGAUCACUCUCCUGGUGUCAAUGCCCAGGAGGAGAGCCCCCAAGACAGUGAGGUACCAGUCACUGAAACAGAGAAGACUGCUGAACCCGAACCGGCGUUCCCUCUGGAGUUUGAAAAAUUCUGGAAUGUAGUUGAAACGAAUCCGCAAGAUUUCACAGGCUGGGUCUAUCUCCUCCAGUAUGUAGAGCAAGAGAACCACUUGUCAGCUGCCAGGAAAGCCUUUGACAGUUUUUUCACACAUUAUCCCUAUUGCUACGGCUAUUGGAAGAAGUACGCCGACCUGGAGAAGCGGCACGGCCACACGAAGCAGGCCGACGAGGUCUAUCGGAGAGGGCUCCAGGCCAUACCUCUCAGCGUUGAUCUCUGGAUCCAUUACAUAAAUUUCCUCAAAGAGACGCUGGAUUCUAGCGACCCUGAAACUGUUGGGACCAUUAGGGGGACCUAUGAGCAUGCCGUCUUAGCUGCAGGGACAGAUUUCCGCUCAGACAAACUCUGGGAAAUGUAUAUAAACUGGGAGAAUGAGCAAGGCGAUCUGAAAGCGGUGACGGCUGUGUUUGACCGGAUUCUCGGGAUUCCAACUCAGCUGUAUAGCCAUCACUUCCAAAGGUUCAAAGACCAUGUACAGAAUAAUCUGCCACGAGAUAUUCUCGCUACGGAGCAGUUUAUUCAGCUGCGCAGGGAGUUGGCUUCUUCCGCCACUAGCCAUACUGGGGAGGGUGCACCCCCUGGUGAUGACCUCCCUUCUGGAACCGAAGAUAUAACUGAUCCCGCUAAGCUGGUAACAGAAAUAGAAAACAUGCGACACAGAAUAAUUGAGAUUCAUCAAGAAAUGUUUAAUCACAAUGAGCAUGAAGUCAGCAAGCGGUGGACCUUUGAGGAAGGGAUAAAACGUCCUUACUUUCACGUUAAACCUCUGGAGAAAACCCAGCUGAAGAACUGGAAGGAGUACUUAGACUUUGAGAUUGAGAACGGAACGCACGAGCGGGUGGUGGUCCUCUUUGAGCGCUGUGUGAUCUCCUGCGCCCUCUACGAGGAGUUCUGGAUCAAGUAUGCCAAGUACAUGGAGAGCCACAGCAUCGAGGGGGUGAGGCACGUCUACAGCCGGGCUUGCACGAUACACCUCUCUAAGAAGCCGAUGGUGCACUUGCUCUGGGCAGCCUUCGAAGAACAGCAAGGGAAUAUCAAUGAAGCCAGAAGGAUCCUUAAGACCUUUGAGGAGAAUGUUUCGGGGCUGGCAAUGAUUCGUUUACGAAGAGUUAGUUUAGAGCGGCGGCACGGGAACAUGGAGGAGGCCGAGCAUCUCCUCCAGGAAGCGGUGAAGAAUUCCAAGUCGAACUACGAAGCCUCCUUCUUCGCUGUCAAGCUGGCCCGGCACCUUUUCAAAAUCCAGAAGAAUCUCCCCAAGGCCAGGAAAGUCUUGCUGGAGGCCAUCGAUCGAGACCGGGAUAACCCAAAGCUGUAUCUCAACUUGCUGGAAAUAGAGUAUAAUGGAGAUCUGAAGCAGAAUGAAGAAAACAUCAUUGCCUCUUUUGACAAAGCUAUCACUGGAACACUGCCGAUAAAAAUGAGGAUCGUUUUUUCACAGCGAAAAGUGGAAUUCCUUGAAGACUUUGGCCUGGAUGUGAACAAGCUUUUGGAGUCUUACGAAGAACAUCAAGCCCUUCUGAAGGAGCAGGAGUCCCUCAAAAGGAAAGCAGAAAACGGCUGUGAAGAGCCAGAUGAGAAACGAGCCCACGGGGAUGAGGCAGCUCUCGCGGCCGGGCAGAUGGCAGAUGGCGACAUGCAGGCCAACCAGGCGGCCUACAAUUAUAACGCCUGGUACCAGUACAACUAUCCCAACGCGUGGAAUUACGGGCAGUAUUACCAGGCCUCUUCAACCUGAACAGAAGAACAGUGAACGGGAGCAAACGGCGUGUGAAAGUGUUUUGUUAUUUUUUAAAAAAGAUAGGGAUGUGAAGAAACCGUC
Molecule: messenger RNA, 2329 nt
Organism: Pogona vitticeps (central bearded dragon)
Lineage: Eukaryota; Metazoa; Chordata; Lepidosauria; Squamata; Agamidae
Source: RefSeq, a predicted model, not a curated record